UUUCAAGGUCUGAGGAAAUACUGGUUAGUAACAUCUAUCCCGACCUGUACUGUAUUUGCUAUUUGUGCAGAUUUGAGACAUACAUAUUUGUGGAAGAAACAAUUAGCUGCAGAGGGGCAACUAAAAUCAAACAUUUAGAAUGCCAGCAUUAUCACCAGUGGCACAACAAGCUAUAGCAACUGUUGCUUUUGUAUGUGUAGCAUACACUGCGCGUCAACUUUACGACUAUGGCUCUGGGUUAAUAAUGAUAGACUAUCGUGAUAAAUCAGCAUUAUAUGGAAGAGAAUUAAAACCUGGAGAACCUCCAUCUUGGCCAUAAUUUACUCUUAUAUUAUGUUAUAUUAUAUAUAAUAUAUUAGUUGUCUUCUAAGUACAUCUGUAUUUUAAAGAUAACUAUAUGUAUACAAAAUAGUAAAUUGGUAAGAGGAAAUAAUAAAUCAUGUAAGUUAUAA
Bombus pyrosoma is the source of this 452-nucleotide messenger RNA. RefSeq lists its product as uncharacterized. The coding region runs from base 140 to 319 and encodes 59 amino acids. The record is from RefSeq and is a predicted model, not a curated record. Gene Ontology annotation, cellular component: mitochondrion. Lineage: Eukaryota; Metazoa; Arthropoda; Insecta; Hymenoptera; Apidae. The transcript has a single exon.